Polistes dominula (European paper wasp) is the source of this 3919-nucleotide messenger RNA. RefSeq lists its product as uncharacterized. Gene Ontology annotation, molecular function: protein binding. The record is from RefSeq and is a predicted model, not a curated record. Lineage: Eukaryota; Metazoa; Arthropoda; Insecta; Hymenoptera; Vespidae.
CGGACGUUGAGCUCGGGUUUUCCCUCGUCCUUCGAGAUACUAAAACUAUAUCUUUACCUUUUUUUAGUACUUUUUUUUUUCUCUUCCAAAAUUUCAAAUUUUAUUCUAUUGUAAUUGAUUUUGUAUCCAUUUUGAAAUAGUACCUACCAGUGUGUUCGUCCUAAUAGCAGCAAAGUGAAAGGGUGGUUAUUUGUUCUCCCUUUAUUCUCUCGUGUUGAGACGUCGUGAAGAAAUAAUAGGGAGAGAGAGAGAGAGAGAAAGACGGUGAUAAUCGAACUGUAUAGAGGGGAACUCUGUGUGUGAGAGAGAGAGGGAGAGAGGGAGAGAGUUUGGGUAGUGGGGGAGAGGAUCGUAAGUUCGCGAGAGUUCAGUAGAACGCGUGUGAUCGAGAGUCGCGGUUGAAAGUCCUAAGUUGUGUGACGACCAACCCCCUUUUUUUUAUUCCUCUGUCUCUCCUCUCAUUCUUAACCCUUACGUGAUAUAUCAAUAUACGUGUUAUAAAAAAGUGACGAUAAAAAAUAAAAAAUAAAAAAAGAUAGAGUGAGAAAAGGGUGAAAAAAUAAAAGGAUUGUUACUAUCAACGAAAUUCGUGAUUGGAUAGAGUGUUUUCUAUUUGGAUUUGAAAAUAUCUAAAGGUGAUUUCAAAAAAAAAAAAAAUAAAGAAGAAGGUGUUGAAGUAAGAAGAGGAAGUUGAAGGAGAAGGAUCAUGAAGGAAAAAGGAUCAUGAUUGUGAUGUUACUUGCGAAGGAAUAUAUUUUGGAUGAUAAGAACGGAUGAUUCCAAAUAGGAACAAGUGUAAUCUAUUUUCUCGGGGAAAAAAGAUUGGAUGGAUAAUACGAUUUAACGAAGAAGGAGCAAUAUUUUACGAGAUGGAAUGUUGAAAGAAAACGAAUGGAAAUUACAUAGAUAAAAAGAAGAAGAAGAAAAUGAAGAAAAGGAUGAUGAUGAUUGUUUGUGAAUUUCCCUCAAACAUGGUGUAAAAAUAGAAAGAAAUAUUGCAAGAAGAAAAAUAGGUGAAGAAGAAUAAUAACAUUUGACGUGAAAUCAAAGAAACGCAUCUAACAUAAAAGUGGAAAAAUACAGUGAAAGAUAAAAAAUAAAACAAUUAGGGGGUGUUUUAUGAAAAGGAUAAAAAAAAAUGCGAAAUAUAUAUUGGUGAACGGUCGAUGAAGCAUCAUCAUGUGCUCAAGCGUAAGAGCUUGGAGGUGGAGGGGAGCUCUCCUGGGCACGAUGAUGCUAGCAUGGACUUGUAUCGUCGAGGGUUGCCCAAGUAUGUGUAUAUGUAAGUGGAAGGGUGGGAAGGAGUGGGUGGAGUGUGCUAACCGGGAUCUGAAGGGACUACCACAGGGUGCAAGAGAGGAAACUCAGGUGUUGGAUCUGUCGGAAAAUUACCUUAUCAGUUUGCCACCGGAAUGCUUUUAUGCUCUGGGACUGAUCAAUCUUCAGCGACUUUAUCUUGGUAGAUCUCAGAUCAGUGGUAUAGCCGUUAGAGCAUUUAUGGGUUUGGUAGGGCUGGUUGAGUUGGAUCUGACGGAAAAUCUGAUUGCCGAGAUACCAACCGAAAGCUUUUCCUCAUGCCCAAAUCUCAUGAGACUGACAUUGAACGGUAAUCCUAUAGAAGUGAUCAAAAAACGAGCCUUUUUUCAUCUGAUGCAUCUGACGAAUCUCGAGUUGAGCCAAUGCAGACUGGAGAUCAUCGAGGAAGGUGCAUUCGAUGGUUUGGUUUCUCUCGAAUGGUUACGUCUAGAUGGUAAUCGAUUGACGUAUAUGCCAAAUCAUACUUUACCCCUCGGUGGUAGCCUCAGAGGAUUGACUUUACAUAAUAAUCCUUGGUUGUGCGAUUGCGGUUUGAGAAUUCUUCAAGCUUGGCUCAAGGAAUCAGCACCAGCUGCACCGCAAGAGUCAGAACCGAUUUGCGAUAUGCCAGCAAGAUUAAAAGAUAGACAAAUUAAAACGAUUAAGGACAACGAACUUGCUUGUUUACCGCGAAUCGAGUUGCAAGAACGCGUUGAUGUUUACGAGGGUAGUAACGUCACAUUUCAAUGCUACGUUCAUGCCGUACCGGCUGCUACAAUCACGUGGUGGUUCAACGGGGAACCGUGCGAGCUUCAGAAUGAAAAUGAUUCGUCUACCACGAACUUUUUGACUUAUCCAAGAUACAUCUAUAGACAACGUGGUUCGACCAAUAUGUCAAGUACAUUAUACGUGUACUCGGUGGAGGCUAACGACGAUGGCAUUUACACUUGCAUCGCUGAAAACACCGCUGGUACCACUGGGUCAAACGUCACACUGAAGGUUCUGUUCCGUGAAAAGGUAACCGCGGAACCACCCUCGGACGAUCCAGGUUCCGGUUACGUAGCAGUGAUAGCUGCCGGUGCACUCGUAGGAACUCUCUUCGUUCUCGGUUGCCUGGUCUUUAGCAUUGUGUUUUGCAUACGGAAACGUCGACGCGAUCGGAAGAGGAAUUCCAAAGCUUUGGUCUCUCAAAACAAAUCUGUCAUGCCUAUAACGAAAGAUACAACAACGAGUUUACCAAAUUGUAGAAAAGGAAACGGCAGUUUGGUUGGUUUCGAACAUCAACAGAUCGUUUCUUACACGGAACGUGAAAUAAACAGAGCGGCAACAUUGGAAAGACGAGAACAACGUGGUAAUAAUUUGGAAGAAUCUUACGGUAGUCCGGUAUCGAAAUAUCUAACGGAACCGGACUUGAUAAACGAAGUUCCUGAAACUACGGACGUGACCUAUGGUCAGUUAUAUCGUCAUCAGACAAACGAGAGGCACGUACUCGAAUACGACUCUGGUUACCCGAUCCAACCACCCGACUUACGUCCAUCUAAUAUACCACAAUUGAGUUACUUGGACCAGGAUGGAUAUCCAAUGAACUUUGGAUUACCAAAGAUUUCAUACAAUACAGCAAGUACCCUACCACGUUUAAGGACAAGAAUGGUCGAGGGUUCAGCCGUAGCACCACCUGCCAGAUAUUCCAGAGAAGCUGAAUUCUUAGCAAGAUCUACGGCAGGUUAUGAUCCAGUUUUACCAAGAACCGAUGCCAGAUACACCGCCGAGGGUUAUCCCUAUCCAGCUCAUCAACCGGUCGAACAACCUAUCCAACAACAACUUCAACAACCCGUCGUAUCACCGGUCAUAUCACCUGCCUCAGUUUUUCCCGAGGUUCCGUUCAUACCGUCACCACCUGCUGCUUACAGAGGAGAAACCACACCACUAUCGCCGAGAUCUUUGCUCGGAAAGACUGCACGUGAAGCAGCUGCAGCUGCUGCUGCAAGGGCUGACGAACUUCAACCACCUCAUCAUCCAGAAAGUCCGGACGAGGGUUACGUUGGCGAUGCUAUGGACGUUUAAAAAUAAUCAAUCAUACAAUCGUGAUCGAAUGAUAUUAACUAAUGACGAAAUGGAUCGACGACGUUCUCGUUGACAUAUUCGUUCUCAACCCUUCGAAAUGGGCGUUAAGACGACGUAGAAUCGGAGGAAGCAUAGAGGAACCUUGAACAAAGGAGGAAUCCCACUGUCGGUACCGGGUCCUACGAAAUUAAUCAGCUAGGAGAGUGAAUAUCUGAAAUUCUCGGACUACGAAUACGACUAUGACUAUGACUAUGACUAUGACUAUGACUAUGAUUACGAUGACGAUUAAGACAAGGUAUCUCUCUCUCUCUCUCUACCUGAGAUCAUAAUUCCUUGUCGUAGACACACGUCUUUCUUGACGUUCGUUGUAGAAUCAUUCGAUUCAAACAAUAAUAAUAAUAAAAAUCGACGUUUUGAUUCAUUUAAACGAUCCGAUAUUGGGAAAUGACAUAUUUGUAAUAAUUAUCCAUUGACAUGUCAAAAUUGAUAGUUAGUAUUAUUGUGAAAUAUUAUUAUACUUAUUUCAUAAUUAAACAAAUCAUUUUCAUUAAAUAGUUUG